UCUGGGUCCGAGUCGCGCGUUGGCGUUACGAUCGUUAGAGAGAUAACUCUAUUAGCAGUAGGGCAGUGGAACUCGGACUCGGACACUAGCUAACACAAGUCAGUAGGCUGUCAGCUCUCAAGCACAACAGAUCGUGGUAUACUAUAUAGUACUUUGGGAUCCAUUACAAUGUCUUCCAACGAGUGGGAAUCUGAUGAGGAGAUCCAGUAUUUCCGAGAGUAUCUGCGCAUUCCGAGUGUGCAUCCCAAUCCAGAUUAUGUACCUUGCGUUGAAUUUCUGAAACGUCAGGCAGAGCAAAUAGGUCUGUCCAUGAAUGUAUAUUAUCCAGCAAAUGAUCAGAACCCCGUGGUGAUUCUGACUUGGAAAGGACUUGAGCCAGAGUUGCCUAGCAUUCUGUUGAACUCCCACAUGGACGUAGUGCCCGUUUUUCCGGAAAACUGGACUCACCCACCUUUUGGAGCGGAAAUGGACGAGGAGGGUCGCAUUUUCGCCCGAGGAACUCAGGAUAUGAAAUGUGUGGGAAUGCAGCAUCUUGCAGCGGUUAGAGCACUGAAAAAAAGUGGGGCUAGAUUCAAGCGAACUAUCCACAUCUCAUUCGUGGCGGAUGAAGAAAUGGGUGGUCGCCUCGGAAUGAGACCCUUUGUGAACACACUCGAUUUUAGAGCCCUUAAUGUGGGAUUCGGGUUGGAUGAGGGCUUGGCUUCUCCCGGCGAUGAUUUUCCUCUUUUCUACGCAGAAAGAGCAGUGUGGCGUGUUUAUUUCCAUAUAAGUGGAACAGCAGGACAUGGAUCCCUGUUGCUGCCCAAUACAGCAGGCGAAAAACUAAACUACAUUGUUGGAAAGAUGAUAGCCUUACGGAGAACGCAAGUCCAGAGACUAGAAAAUAAUCCAGAAUCGGUAAUUGGCGACGUUACAACCAUUAAUUUGACCAAAAUCAGUGGAGGAGUUCAAAGUAAUGUGGUGCCUCCUCAACUGAUGGUUUGCUUCGAUUGUCGAUUGGCUUUGGAUGUGGAUCAUGAGGAGUUUGAAGCUACUCUCCAAAAAUGGUGUAAUGAAGUGGGAGGUGGCAUUGAGAUCACCUACGAGCAAAAACAACCCAAAGUGCCUCCCACCGCCAUUGAUAAUAGUAAUCCCUUCUGGCUGGCUUUUAAAAAGGCAACCGAUGAGUUAAAACUUAACCUCAAACCGCAGAUCUUUACUGGUGGCACCGACAGCAGAUAUAUUCGCCAAGUUGGCAUUCCAGCUUUGGGAUUCUCCCCCAUGAAUAAUACACCAGUACUUCUCCACGAUCACGAUGAGUUUCUCAAAGCGGAUACCUAUCUUAAGGGAAUAAAGAUAUUCCAAAAAAUUAUAAGCAACAUAGCAAAUGUUUAAAUAAACCCCAUUAUCUACCCUUUGUAACAUUAUUAUAUAAACAUAGUAUAAAUAAACUUAUAUGUGGUUAAAAAAAAA
Molecule: messenger RNA, 1452 nt
Organism: Drosophila ficusphila
Lineage: Eukaryota; Metazoa; Arthropoda; Insecta; Diptera; Drosophilidae
Product: aminoacylase-1
Exons: 6
Coding region: 169-1374 (401 amino acids)
Biological process (GO): amino acid metabolic process
Cellular component (GO): cytoplasm
Molecular function (GO): aminoacylase activity
Source: RefSeq, a predicted model, not a curated record